Molecule: messenger RNA, 1983 nt
Organism: Callithrix jacchus (white-tufted-ear marmoset)
Lineage: Eukaryota; Metazoa; Chordata; Mammalia; Primates; Cebidae
Gene: UQCRC2
Product: ubiquinol-cytochrome c reductase core protein 2
Cellular component (GO): mitochondrion
Molecular function (GO): metal ion binding
Source: RefSeq, a predicted model, not a curated record
CAAUCCCGAGCGGAAGAGCCCAAAGCUGAGGGGGCAGUUAUGACUGGCUGCGGCAAAUGUACUUAGAAAAAGGGUGCAUACUGAAUCUGCAGGCCAGGAAAAGAACCCAAAAAGCAGUGACGUACGUUAUCUUCUGCGUAUUUAUUGGGAAAUUGUGCGUCUCCCUAUUCUAAGUCUUGGAGGAAUUGGACUGGUCCAAUCCGCCGCAGGGAGCAGUGGAGCGCGGCAGUAUAGAGAGUACCCCCAAUAAAGGGAGCGUGGGAAAAGCGUUCGCGGGGAACGCUGGGAAGCUCCCGGCCUCCGCCACCAUCUUGCUUUUCUAUAAUCCGGCAGUGACCGUGGGUCAGAACAAUCUUGAAUCAUGAAGCUACUAACCAGAGCCGGAUCCUUCUCGAGAUUUUAUUCUCUCAAAGUUGCCCCCAAAGUUAAAGCCACAGCUGCGCCUGCAGGAGCACCGCCACAACCUCAGGACCUCGAGUUUACCAAGUUACCAAAUGGUUUGGUGAUUGCUUCUUUGGAAAACUAUGCUCCUGUAUCAAGAAUUGGUUUGUUCAUUAAAGCAGGCAGUAGAUAUGAGGACUCCAACAAUUUAGGAACCACUCAUUUGCUGCGUCUUGCAUCCGGUCUGACGACAAAAGGAGCUUCAUCUUUCAAGAUAACCCGUGGAAUUGAAGCAGUUGGUGGCUUAUUAAGUGUGACUGCAACAAGGGAAAACAUGGCUUACACUGUGGAAUGCCUGCGGGGCGAUGUUGAUAUUCUAAUGGAGUUCCUGCUCAAUGUCACCACAUCACCAGAAUUUCGUCACUGGGAAGUAGGUGAGAUUCAGCCUCAGCUAAAGAUUGACAAGGCUGUGGCCUUUCAGAAUCCACAGACUCAUGUCAUUGAAAAUUUGCAUGCAGCAGCUUACCGGAAUGCCUUGGCUAAUCCCUUGUAUUGUCCUGACUAUAGGAUUGGAAAAGUGACACCAGAGGAGUUACAUUACUUCGUUCAGAACCAUUUCACAAGUGCAAGAAUGGCUUUGAUUGGACUUGGUGUGAGUCAUCCUGUUCUAAAGCAAGUUGCUGAACAGUUUCUCAACAUGAGAGGUGGACUUGGUUUAUCUGGUGCCAAGGCCAAGUACCGUGGAGGCGAAAUCCGAGAACAGAAUGGGGACAGUCUUGUCCAUGCCGCUCUUGUAGCAGAAAGUGCUGCCGCGGGAAGUGCAGAGGCAAAUGCAUUUAGUGUUCUUCAGCAUGUCCUCGGUGCUGGGCCACAUAUCAAGAGGGGCAGCAACACCACCAGCCAUCUGCACCAGGCUGUUACCAAGGCAACUCACCAGCCAUUCGAUACUAGAGUGCCUGACGUGAUCUCGGCUUACUGCAACCUCCGCCUACCAGGUUCAAGCGGUUCUCCUGCCUCAGCCUCCCAAGUUUCUGCAUUUAAUGCCAGUUACUCAGAUUCUGGACUCUUUGGGAUUUAUACUAUCUCCCAGGCCACAGCUGCUGGAGAUGUUAUCAAGGCUGCCUAUAAUCAAGUAAAAACAAUUGCCCAAGGAAACCUUUCCAACACAGAUGUCCAAACUGCCAAGAACAAGCUGAAAGCUGGAUACCUAAUGUCAGUGGAGUCUUCUGAGGGUCUCCUGGAAGAAGUCGGGUCCCAGGCCCUAAUUGCUGGUUCUUACGUGCCACCAUCCACAGUCCUUCAGCAGAUUGAUUCAGUGGCUAACGCUGAUAUCAUAAAUGCGGCAAAGAAGUUUGUUUCUGGCAAAAAGUCGAUGGCAGCAAGUGGAAAUUUGGGACAUACACCUUUUGUUGAUGAGUUGUAAUACUGAAGCACACAUUACAGGAGAGAGCUGAACGUUCUCAGCCCAGAGCAGCAAAUACAUGAAAGUCAGAAGUCUCUAAUAUAACAUUUGUCUUUUUUCCAGUGAAGUAAAAUAAGGCAUAAAUGCAGGUAAUUAUCGCCAGCUGACCUAAAGUCAAUAAAACAUUCUACUUAAGUGUU